UGUGUUCUUUUAUUUCCUUUAUGGGUGAACGUAAUUAUCAAAUUCUCAGAAUGGCUUUCCCUUUCAUUACCGGUAAAACAGUGAUAAAGUUUUGCCUCCUCUUUCUCAUACUAAUCUCCUUUCUUCUCUCACUCUCUCAUGGAAGUGAAGCUGCUAAUACGACUAACGAAGUUACAAAUAUCGGCGCCAUCAUUGAUGUCAGUUCCCGAAUCGCGAAAGAAGAGAAAAUAGCUAUGGAAAUUGCUGCUGAAAACUUCAACAACCACCAUUCAAAGAGUCACAAGCUGUCUCUCUAUUUCAAAGACCCCGGGAAAGGCCCCCUUCAAGUUGUUUCUGCUGCUGAUGAGCUUAUUAAAGAAAAGAAAGUGCAAGUGAUUGUUGGCAUGAACAAGUGGGAGGAAGCAGCAUUAGUGGCUGCUAUUGGAAACAAAGCUAGUGUUCCAGUUCUUUCAUUUGCAGCUCCUGCUAUAACCUCACCAAUUCUGCAACAUCGUUGGCCUUUCUUGAUUCAAAUGGCUAACAAUGAUUCUGCUCAGAUUGAAUGCAUUUCAGAAAUUGUUCGGGCCUAUAACUGGAGAAGGGUUAUAGCAAUAUAUGAAGAUGAUGCAUAUGGCAGUGACUCGGGGAUGUUAGGUCUUCUAUCUGAGGCUCUUCAGGAGGUUGAUUCAGAGAUUGAGUAUCAAUUGGUUCUUCCACCGGUUUCUUCUCUCCCUAAUGCAGGAGGGUUUGUUCUUGAUGAGCUUUUGAAACUGCAGUUAACAACACAAUCUCGGGCUUUUAUCGUUCUUCAGUCAUCAAUACCAAUGGUAUCUCAUUUGUUCAGGGAAGCUAAGAAAGUAGGACUUGUAGGGAGAGAGUCAGCUUGGAUAAUUCCCGAGAGUGUUGCAAGUGUACUGGACUCUGUUAAUAACUCUGUUAUUUCCUCUAUGGAAGGUGCUUUGGGAAUCAAGACCUACUAUUCUAAUAGUAGUAAUUCGUAUAAAGAUUUCUAUGGUCAGUUCACAAAAAUCUUUGAAACCGAGUAUCCUGAGGAACAUAAUCACGAACCUGGAAUUUAUGCUCUAAAAGCAUAUGAUAGCAUUAUGACAAUUUCACAGGCUAUAGAGAGAACGAUUAAUAACUCAAUUAGCCCAAAGAUAAUGUUAGAAAAUAUACUGUCAAGCAAUUUCUCUGGUUUAAGUGACCAAAUACAUUUUGAAGCAGGAAAGCUGCUGCAAACUCCUAUUUUGAGGAUAGUAAAUGUUGUAAAGAAAGGAUACGAAGAAUUAGACUUUUGGACAUCAGAGUCUGGGUUCUCAAAAAGCGUUGAGAUGAAAAGUUGUACAGAGAAAAUUGCAGGUCCAGUAAUUUGGCCAGGAUAUCUAAUUCAAGUUCCAAAGGGUUGGGCAAUGCCUACUGAACAAAAUCCAUUGAAAAUUGGAGUUCCAGGUAGAACUUCAUUUCAGAAGUUUGUAAAGGUUGAUUACAGCGGGAACCUAGAUAAUUCCAAAUUUGAUGGUUGGUGCAUUGAUGUUUUCAAAGAGGUGCUUAAAAAAUUGCCUUAUUCUCUGCCCUAUAAAUUCAUACCCUUGAAUGGCACCUAUGAGGAUCUGAUUGAUUGUGUCUACAACAAGACAUUCGAUGCUGUUGUUGGGGAUUUGACAAUAUUAGCCAACCGUACAAAAUAUGUUGAAUUUACUCAGCCAUAUGCCGAGUCUGGGUUGUCCAUGGUAGUUCCUGCACAACCUGAAGGAUCAGCAUGGAUGUUCUUGAAGCCUCUCACCUGGAAAAUGUGGUUAAUGACUGGUGUCGUCUUAAUGUACACAAUGCUUAUAGUUUGGUUCUUGGAGCAUCAAUAUAAUCCUAAAUUUAAUGGCACACUGAAGAAUCAGAUUGGUACCACACUUUGGUUCACAUUCUCCUCUCUGUUCUUUGCUCAAAGGGAGAAAGUUUAUAGCAACCUCACUCGAGUGGUGGUGGUAGUUUGGCUUUUUGUUGUGUUGAUCCUAACCUCAAGCUACACUGCUAAUCUGUCUUCAAUGCUCACUGUCGAACGACUGCAACCAGUUAGAGAUAUCGAGUGGCUGAAGAGCAGCAAUGCACCAAUUGGUUGUGAUGGUGAUUCAUUCGUAAUGACUUACCUGCAGAAAGUGCUUAAGUUAACGAACAUCAUUCAAGUUUCAACCGAAUCUGCUUAUCAACCGCAUUUCAGAAACAAAAGCAUAACUGCAGCCUUUUUUGAAAUUCCAUAUGAGAAAGUUUUCAUCAACAAGUAUUGCAAGGGAUUCACUACCUCCACACAGACCUAUAGAUUUGGAGGUUUUGGCUUUGUAUUCUCGAAGGGCUCACCAAUAACGAAGGAUUUUUCAGAAGCCAUACUAGAACUAUCAGAAGAUGGUAGCCUAACAGAUCUUGAAAAAAAAUGGUUGAUUCCCUCAUCCGAGUGUUCAACAGACAAAACAUCCAGUAAUACAGAUCCUUUGAGCAUCCAGAGCUUCUGGGGUCUCUUCCUUAUAUCUGCUGCCACUUCUACUAUUUGUUUACUCCUAUCAUUUAUUCGAUUAAUAAAGAAUUAUCAACAUCAUCAAGAGCCAAACGAAGAGAAUGCAACUCCUAGCCCAAUAAGAGUAUGGAACAAGGCAGUUGGACUUGCAAAAUACUUUUAUAAUGGAGAGAUCAUUACUCCACCGAGGGCUUCAAGUUCAUCUACGCCAAACUUACAUAGUUGGACUUCUUUAAGAUGGGAAGACAUGAACACUAUCGACAUUCCUGACGAUAUUACUCAGGCCUCCCCACCUUCAGAAAUCGAAAUGUCAUAGAUGAUAGAACUCCUUGUUGAAUGCACAAAGUGGGAUAGGUAGGUUAUAGAUGAUUUUUUUUUAAUGAGCCCAAAUGUUGUAAUAUUUACUUCUUAUUGUGUACUACUAAUUGUUGGAAGGGGUAAGGGGUGUUGUAAAGGGUUGUUAAGAAUUUGUUACAAUUAGUUGGCUGGUGAGUUAGCUAGUUGUCUCACUCAAUUAAUUUUACGAGUUUGAGUAUACUAACUAGAUAACUCGAUGUAAACCAGCCUGUAUAAAUAUGUGUCAAUAUUAUUGAACCUCAAUAAGAAACUAGUCAUAUACAUUUAUUCUUUCCUUUCAA
Molecule: messenger RNA, 3120 nt
Organism: Quercus lobata
Lineage: Eukaryota; Viridiplantae; Streptophyta; Magnoliopsida; Fagales; Fagaceae
Product: glutamate receptor 2.7-like
Exons: 5
Coding region: 21-2798 (925 amino acids)
Cellular component (GO): membrane
Molecular function (GO): ligand-gated monoatomic ion channel activity
Source: RefSeq, a predicted model, not a curated record